UUAGUUGUAUGUGGUGUGUGGACUUUACACUUUGCAGAUAAGUUGCACAAAGGCUUUAAAGCAGAAUGGGUGUAGCCCUGCUGGAUUCUGAUUGGUCCGCAUCACAUGAGAGGGGCGUGGCCUCUGCUGGCUCGUUAGACUCCUCUGUGAUGUGAUGCAGCUGCAGGUCAUCAGGAGGAGAGAAGCUGCUUCUGCUGGCAGAGGAGGAGGAGGAGAGGUGAAGAAGAGGAUGACAAGUUGCACUCCAAGUUGAAGACAACAAUGUUCCUCACUUUUGACUAAUGAGAGCCACACUAGAGCUGUUUUUAUAUCCGUUUUGGCUUUGCUUGUUUGCAUAAAUCUUAAUUAAGAAAGGUGAUUAAAACCGGGAAGAUGUUCUUCUGCUUGUUGUUCAAAUGGACACUUUGCCUUCACGUUGCCUUCAUAACGACAGAAAGCACCGUCUCACCUCAGGACGAUGCACCACUGGUGGAUUCUGGAGGAGAGUCCGGCUCAGGGAUGCUGCAGACAGAUGAGGUGAAUAUUCUGCAGGAGCUUUCUCUUCUGGUGUCAAACAGCAGUAACGCCUCAAUGACUGUGGAUGACAGCAGGUGUCAAGUCCUGCAGGUGGGACAGUAUUCCACCUUGACUCUUCCUAUUCAGCAUCUCCUCACUGACGGGUUUGCAGAUGAGUUCAGUUUAUUGGUGCAGCUGCAGAGUCCUCAGACAGAUGAACGCAGUGUCUUCACCAUGCUCAGCCCCGACAGCCACAUCAUGCUGCAGCUUCGGAUCAGCGCUUACGCUAUCAUCUUCAUAGGAACACAGCAGCGACACUAUGAGUUCCCGGUCAGCGGUCUGUCUGAUGGAAAGUGGCACCAUGUGGCCGUCAGUGUGUCUGCCAAGCGGCUGGCGCUGUAUGUGGACUGCUCUCUGCUGGAGAGUGUGGACUGGGUGUACCACGGCAUGGGGAUCAGCACUGACGGGCUGCUCAUGGUUGGAGGCAUCAUCGAGGGCUUUGAGACUCCAUUUGAAGGUCAUCUCCGACAGCUGAGCUUCCUGAUGGGUGACCCAGACGCCGCCCAGCAGCACUGCAGCCACCACCCGCCCCGCUGUGGUGAGACCGCCCCCAAGCCUCCUCGCUCCCCACGCACCAACAACGCCCUGGAGAAUGUACUGCUGUCCUCAAAUGACCUGGAGGACCUGCUGGGGGAUCCCAAGGACGAGUCAUUUUUUAGCUUUGGCAGAACUAAGAUGUUUCUGCUCCAAGGGAGUUCUCGAGGGGACGGGACGGUGCCUUCAGGAUCUGAUCGGAAAGGUUCAGUAGGUCGUGGGGAUGUCUUUGUGGUGGACGAGGACACCGACUUGUUGGAUCCGACCUUCCAAAACGGCGGACAAGUCAACCCUCAGUGGAAACCUUCCAGAAAUGGACUCAAGGGAAAGCCUGAACAGUCCUCUAAACAGUUGGAGGAGAACAUUACCACAGACAAGAAGGCCGACUCCGGUGGGAGGACGUCAUCACUGUUCCCCGGAAAACCGUCCGAUGACGUCAUUGAGCUGGACAUCGGAGGUGCUACCAAGAAGCCCUCCGUGGGAUUUCCUGUACCUAAGAUCCCUUCAGAUCCCAGGACGUCCACAGACUCUGGGACAUCUUCAAAGGCAGGAGUCGAGGAGGGGCGACCCAUCAUUAACGGUAAACAAACAGAGAAGGAGCGUCCUGCCACUGUGACCAUUGUAUCCAGAGAAGGAGACCUGGUCCUGGGCUCAGAUGGCAAAACGUACCGGCUCCAGAGAGGACCGCCGGGCCGAAUGGGUCCCCCAGGGCAGGAAGGCUGUCCUGGUGAGCCUGGCCUGCGUGGGUUUAAAGGUGAUAAGGGUAAGUUGGGCCCUGGAGGGCGUUCAGGAAAAACGGGGGAGUCAGGACCUCCUGGACCGGCAGGUUUACCAACCUUCUACCUGUGGAAGAACACAGCGGAGGAAUGGACUGCCUUUCAGCAAACCAGUUUCUACCAGUUACUGCGUGCUGGUUGGCCUAGUAAAGAAGGCCCUGCAGGACCACCUGGAGAGAUGGGCAAUCCCGGCAUAAAGGGACCACCUGGUGAUGCUGGAGAGCGAGGACGACCAGGGAUGCCAGGAGAGAUGGGCGAGUGGGGUCCCAGGGGCCCUCCAGGACAAGCCGGGGCCCCAGGGCGAGACGGGGAAAAUGCAGAGGAUGGUGAGCCCGGGUCAACUGGUGAUCCUGGAUCACAGGGCCCGUGGGGUCACAGGGGAGAACGAGGGUCCCAAGGGGAAAAAGGUGAUGAGGGUGUCAUUGGCUUCAAGGGUCCAAGGGGAGAAAGUGGCGAACCUGGUGAGAAGGGCUCUACUGGUUUACCGGGCCCACCUGGCGCUGUCGGACCACCAGGGCCUCAGGGGAACCGAGGUGGAUACGGGCCAGAGGGGCCCCGUGGGCUUGAUGGGGAGAGUGGACUGGAUGGCCCUCCGGGUCUGCCAGGGCCGAUGGGCGCAGCAGGAAUUACAGGACGAGUUGGCGCUCAAGGAGUUAAUGGCUCAAGGGGGGACAUGGGACCUGCUGGAAAUGUUGGUCCCACAGGCCCACAGGGGCCUCCAGGUUUAGAGGGACAGAUGGGACCUCCAGGACUCAGAGGACUCCAAGGACAUCCAGGACUGAUCGGUGCUGCUGGACCUAAAGGAGAUCCUGGGCCUGUGGGGCCCAUGGGUGGCCGGGGGGAUCCCGGCUUUGAGGGGCCCAUGGGUGCUGCAGGGGGAAAGGGUCCUAUGGGUUUCUCCGGGUUAACGGGCAACAGGGGACCAGAUGGGGACAAGGGGGAUCCAGGACCUAAAGGCGACAAAGGUUUUCAGGGGGCUGCAGGUAUUAGGGGUCCUCAGGGAGAGAGGGGCCCCACCGGCUUCCAAGGUUUCACAGGCAGCAAGGGCCAGCUUGGCCCCGGAGGCACUGAGGGCACAAAUGGAGAAACUGGUCCUCAAGGAAAACCGGGCGGCCGUGGGUUAAAGGGAAACAGGGGACCAGAUGGACGUAACGGCAAACCCGGACCCAGAGGGAACAAGGGCCGGACUGGACCGAGGGGCCAUCCUGGACAACCGGGUCCAUCGGGUUUGCCGGGGCCACCUGGACCAGAGGGAGCAGUAGGAAAGCCUGGUACACAGGGUCCCUCAGGUGCAGCUGGCAGUGUUGGCAGUAAAGGCCUGGCGGGUUUUCAAGGAAUUGCUGGAGAGAGAGGAGAAGAUGGCCCACCUGGUUCCUCGGGGCCACUGGGAAAACCAGGACCUCCAGGAUCACCAGGACCCUUAGGAGACAAUGGUUUCACAGGGAAGCCAGGCAUGGAGGGACCCCAGGGCCCAGUAGGCAUGUAUGGUAUCCAGGGGAGCGUGGGCAUGCGUGGGCCUCCAGGGUUCAUGGGAGAAAGGGGUGAGCAAGGUUUACGAGGUUUACCUGGACCUGCUGGGAAGCAAGGACCUGCAGGUCUGCCAGGUCCUUCUGGAGACAAGGGACCCCGGGGACCUCAGGGUCGGCCUGGAAACGAAGGAUCCAAAGGGAUACAGGGCCCACCAGGCCCUCCAGGUCUCCCAGGUGGUGAUGGGGCAGGUGGAAAACCUGGACCCAGGGGAAGCCAAGGGCCUUCAGGACCUCAGGGGACACAGGGGGCAGCAGGAAUCCCAGGCCCACAGGGUGCUGAUGGGUUAUUAGGAGCAGCAGGGGAAAGAGGACACAAGGGUUUACCUGGCUUGCUUGGUGAUGCUGGCCCCACAGGACAAGAUGGAGAACAGGGUAUCCCUGGCCAAACAGGAAACGAAGGCUCAGCUGGACAGAAAGGAGACCAGGGGGACCAAGGGUCUUCUGGGGAACUUGGUCCUCCAGGGCUCCCAGGAGAGACAGGACUCGAGGGCCUAAAAGGCUUACGGGGUCUACCUGGACCAGCGGGUAUAGAGGGUGAUGUCGGGCAUCCUGGUGAGACUGGAGAUCCUGGACCCAAAGGGGAGAAGGGUGAGGUGGGACCUCUAGGUUUUCCUGGUCGAGAAGGCCCUUGGGGAGACCUCGGAGAAAAUGGUGAAAGGGGCCCAAAGGGGGAGAAGGGCCACAUUGGACUAAUGGGUGAACCGGGGCUGAUGGGUGAAGUGGGACCUAGAGGUCUGGCGGGGUUACAGGGAAUCACAGGCUCUCGGGGACCCCCGGGGCUAGAUGGACCUCAAGGCCAGAAGGGGGAGUCUGGACCUGCAGGAAUUGCUGGACCUCCGGGGUCAGGAGGCCCUCGGGGAAUGACUGGUGCUCGUGGUGUCAGCGGAGACGCAGGGGGGCUGGGACCGCCUGGUCCAGUAGGACAAGUUGGACCUCAGGGAGACCAGGGAGCUAAAGGGGAAUCGGGGCUACAGGGACUGAAGGGAGAACCAGGAGCUCCAGGUCCAACAGGGGAACAGGGCGAGGACGGUCUGCCAGGAAUCCAAGGUCCUCCGGCUCUGCCAGGGUUUGAGGGGCCUCCUGGAGAGAUCGGACCCCAGGGUCCCCCAGGCCGCACAGGGACUCCUGGAGUGAAAGGAAGAGCAGGUACUGAGGGGAAACAUGGCGUGUUAGGGGAGAAGGGAGACGAUGGCCAGAAUGGAUCGUCAGGGAAGACGGGUCAUGUUGGAAGGAGGGGGAAACGGGGGAAGGCCGGAGUCAGAGGGACCCGAGGAGACAGAGGACCUAAGGGCCAAAAGGGAGACCCAGGACUGGUUGGCCACCUUGGAUGGCCAGGGCUCAUCGGAAUCCCAGGCUUACGUGGAGAGCAGGGGGAUGAAGGUGGAAAGGGGAAAGAGGGUGAGAAAGGAGACAUGGGACUGCCUGGACCACCUGGAGGAGAUGGCAUGAAGAGUACUCGUGGUGCUGUUGGGUUGCCUGGUCCACUGGGUCUGAUGGGAGAGCAGGGAAAUGUUGGUCCACCAGGACCGAGGGGUACAACAGGGAUGCCAGGACUGCCUGGUUUGUUUGGAUUAAAGGGUUUGAAAGGCUACCAAGGUUUCCCUGGUCUGUCCGGCAGGAGGGGGCUCCCAGGUCCACCUGGGGUGCCCGGACGUCCAGGACAGUCACUCAACAUGACGUUGACUCAGCUCAAGGACCUGAUGUAUUUGUCCGAUAAGCCCAACUAUCCUCUGAUCCAGACUCUGCUAGAUUCUCUGCAGCAGGAGCUUCGGCUGCUGGCUGAUCCUCCUGAUGGCAGCAAGGAGCAUCCUGCCACCACCUGUCUGGAGCUCUGGCUCUGUCACCCCGAAUACAGCAGCGGGAUGUAUUACAUCGACCCCAACCAGGGCAGCCCAGCGGACACUCUACUGGCCUACUGCAGCUUCUCCUCCACAUCAAAACAGACCUGCCUUCAUCCUCAGGACUCUCAGUUGCCUAUGAAAGCCUGGAUGGAAGAACUUUCGGAAGAAGGAUCCUUCCAGUGGCUCAGCAAGCUGGAGCAGGGGUUUCAGUUUCACUAUCCAGGUGCUAAUGUGGUCCAGAUGCGUUUUCUGAGGUUGCACAGCAGCACCGCCAUCCAGAAUAUGACCUACUCCUGCCACCCGGGACACCGACUGGGAGAAACAGACAGAGACGUCAAGUUCCUCACCGACACAAGGAAGCAGAGUUACCUCGGAGCACUUAAAGACUGUGUGCCUGGAGAGGAGACUGAUACUGGACCUCGGGAGUCCGUGUUUGAGUUUGAGGACCUCCAUCUUCUUCCUCUGAGAGACAUCGCACUAAUGGGAGGCGGAAACUUCACACACCAGUUUGGCUUCACUGUCGGACCCUUGUGUUUCAGCUAGAGGUGCUAGAAAGCUGUGCCGUCCACAGGAAACAAACCUCUGUUCAAAUCAUGGACACCUAGAGGACGACUGGAGCAUCUCUUCCCGUUUCUGAAGAUGUCACUUCCUUUUCCUCUUGUUUUUGGGGGAUUUGAUCUCUCAAGUCGAGUGACUCCGUUAUUCAUGAAUUUGAGAGGACACAAGCAUCCCCAGGCUUUUUUUCACAGAGAAGUCAAUUUUGUUUACAGAGACGUUUAUCUUGUAUUGAAUAAUUUAAAAAUGUAUGUUUUUGUUUUUUUAUCCUUUAUAUACAAUGUUUUUUCUGUUUGAUUUUUUUUUAUGUAUUUUGGGCUUCUGACAUUGCCGGCCCAUUGUGUAUAUGGACGCCAGACUGUCCUAACUGACCUCUUAACAAUGUGUUCUGUAUGGGGACACAGCUACUGUGGUCCCAUUGGCCAUAUGUCUCCAGGCCAGUAAAAUCCUCUACUAAAAGUGACCUCAGAUGUGUCACUUUUCUCAAGGUGCUUUUAUUUGAAAGACUAUUUCUUUAAUCCCACAAACAAUAGAGGACCUAUUAUGCUUUUUCUCCCCCUUUCCUUUAGUGUGUUAUAUAGUUUUUUGUGCAUGUAAAAGGUGAGCAAGGUUACAAAGCCAAAAGUCCACACCAAAGAGGGUUACUCUCCCCAACAGAAACACUGCUCCUGAACUACCUGAAACACCUCGCUUGAAG
Sebastes umbrosus (honeycomb rockfish) is the source of this 6487-nucleotide messenger RNA. RefSeq names its product collagen alpha-1(I) chain. Gene Ontology annotation, molecular function: extracellular matrix structural constituent. The record is from RefSeq and is a predicted model, not a curated record. Bases 373 to 5778 code for a protein of 1801 amino acids. NCBI's taxonomy places the organism in Eukaryota, Metazoa, Chordata, Actinopteri, Perciformes, Sebastidae. The transcript has 68 exons.